Harmonia axyridis is the source of this 2834-nucleotide messenger RNA. Its product is annotated as zinc finger protein OZF-like. The transcript is spliced from 4 exons. Gene Ontology annotation, cellular component: nucleus. Gene Ontology annotation, biological process: regulation of transcription by RNA polymerase II. Gene Ontology annotation, molecular function: DNA-binding transcription factor activity; RNA polymerase II cis-regulatory region sequence-specific DNA binding; zinc ion binding. The record is from RefSeq and is a predicted model, not a curated record. The coding region runs from base 223 to 1422 and encodes 399 amino acids. NCBI's taxonomy places the organism in Eukaryota, Metazoa, Arthropoda, Insecta, Coleoptera, Coccinellidae.
AUGACAUUUGUUCUGAAACGUUUCCUUUUCAAACAAACAAGUGGAUGUUUUUCAAAAAUUUUCCAAUUGUAGGCACCUCUUCUUAUUCCUGAAGAUGUGUGUCUCAAUUGAUAAUAAAUGAAAAUGUUUCAAUCGAUACAAAAAGAUUUGGGUGUUACAAGCAAACAUUUUUCUUGGAAACUGCAUUUCCUGUAAAUUGUGAUAUUGUUUAUUAAAUUAGAGAUGGAUAAUGUAAUUUAUAUUUGCCGUAUUUGUGUAGAACAAAAUGAAUCUUUAAAAACACUUUCAGAAGUAAAUGUUGAAUGUGUAAAUGAUUACUUAUCUAUUUUGAAUGUUCUGAAGAUUCUCGUUGGAUUUGAGGUACUUGAUUCUACAUCAUAUUAUAUUUGUGAUAGAUGUGUAGAACUUGCAACAAGUUUCUAUAAAUUCAAAGUUUUAUGUGAUGGAUCAAAUAAGAAAUAUAGAAACUAUUUAGAACUUUUCAGAACUGUAAAAGUGGAAAAAUCAUAUUCAAUAAACACAUGUAACACAAGAGACCACCAGUUAAGUGAGGAUGACUUGCCUUUAUCAUUUUUCACAAGUGAUUGGAAUCAAAGUGAUAAUGAUGUAAAAAAGAGUGAAAAAAUAGAUUCAGAUGAUAAUCAUUUUAUAAAUAAAGAUGAAAAUAUUACACCGAAAAUAAGCAAGAAAAGAACUAGGAACACAAGUAAUGAAAUUUAUCAAUUCAGUAACUGUAAAUUCUGUAAUAAAUUAUUCAAAAAUAAAUAUGUUUUGAUAGCUCAUGAAAAAAGGCAUGAGAAUAAAGGAAAAUUUAUCUGUAAUGAUUGUGGAAAAGGAUUCGAUUCAAAAGGAUGUCUGAAUAGACAUAUUAAAGUUCAUACAGGUGAGAAAAAAUUUCAAUGUCAAGAAUGUCAGAGAAGUUUUUCAUCAUCCAAUAACCUCAGGCUUCAUUCUCGGAGACAUAAUGGAAUUAAGCCAUAUUUAUGUACUCAGUGUGGAAAAUCAUUCAGUCAUCCUACAGGAUUAAGUUAUCACUUAAGAACUCAUUCAAGAGAAAGACCCUAUAGAUGUGAAAUUUGUGGUAAGACUUUUGUGAUAAAAUGUCAUUUGGAUCGCCACAAAAAAAUUCAUACUGGGGAGCGACCAUUUGCUUGUAAGCAAUGUGAUAGAGCUUUCAUAAAGAAAAUUGACCUUCAAAGACAUGAACAAAUCCAUUCCGGCGAAAGACCUCAUACUUGUAAGAUUUGCAACAAGUCUUUCCUGAGAAUCCUACACCUUAACUAUCAUAUGAUGGUGCAUACAUCAGAACGACCACAUAGAUGUAUGUAUUGUGGGAAAGGUUUUAUAAGAAGAUACAAUCUUACUAGUCACGUCAAGAAAUACCAUUCAGAAGAUCCUAUUGAGGGAGCCACAGUUUUGUAACUGUUAUGUUUCAAACAGCAUAUUUUGUAAGUUAUUUGUAAAUUUUAUUCCUUAAUAUUAUUUUCAAUCAAUAAAAGGUAGGGAUGAUAUUUUACUAGAGAUGGGUAGACCAAAUAUCACUUUUUAAAAAAAUUCUUCUUGAAGAAAUGAAUGAUAUGGACAUGUUUCAAAUGUUUUUUCAGAUUGAUUCACAAAAAAAUAUUUAUUCUUGUGAAAUUUGAGAGUAACACUUUUUUAUUAUUGGAAGUUUUGAAGAAUUAUCAUUGUUAAAAUGUUCAUGAGUUCAUGAGUGUUUCAAUUUAAAAAAUUAUUUCCUAGAAAACUUAAUGGAUUAACAUUGAAUUAGAAAUGUAUUGAUACAAUAUUUUCCACUGCUAAGACCUAGCACUUAUAGUUUCGUAGUUAUUAUUUUUUGAAUAUAUUUUUUCUAUAUGAUCUCAAUAAUCACGCAAUUACCUACAAAGAAUGAUAGUCCCUUGGUUAGCUUGCCGAAUUACAAGCAUUCAUGCAGAAACUGUCUAACACCUAACGCCCACUGGAAGGCAACCUUACCUAUGUUAACUUCUUCUGUACAUAAUUUCUAAAUUAAUAUUUUUGUUUGGUCUUGCUGACCAAUGGGCAAUGACACAGAGGUCCUAUGUUCAAAUCCAUGAGUGAUUUGAGUGAAAAUAAUGAACCAUAGUAUAACAUUUGCAGCGUUUUUUGAUGAAUUUAUACAUAUAAUAUGAAGACACAUCGGUUUUUACCGCUUCAUUAUAUGUAUCGAUGCCUUCCUUCAGCUCUUGAAUUCAUGUUGUAAAACAAUUCAAUUUGGAACUCAUGUUCUGAAUAAUCAAUUCAAUCCUGGAAAAUUUUCAAAAACAAUGUUUGUAUCUGCCCAUCACUAUAUUUUUCGUGUGUUGGAAAUUCCAGCAAAACUUUGUUUUGAUUUCAUUAUUUUUAUUAUGUAAACUAAACUACAAGAUAAAUUUAAAAAUGUUUAUUAAAAUAUAAAAUUUGAACAAAUUAUUAUAUUAUAUUUUUGUCUUUAUGAAAACUUACAUCACAAGUAAAUGGAAAAAAUUCGGAGUAAUUAAAACAAAAUAAUAUAAAGUAAUAUGUAUAUACUGCUCUUCAAAAGUUAGGGAGCUCUGAAUUUUCCAAACAACAUACGUAUAUAAUAUUUUGAAAUGUAUUUUUCUUACUCUACUAUGCUACUUGAAACAAUGAUUUCAAAAGAUAUAUAUGAAUUUAUUCUUAAGUUCCCUAACUUUUGAAAAGUAUAUUUUGAGGGUGCUAUAUGAGGCAGUGUUUCAUUUUUCGAAUAGUAUAUUUUUAUUAUAAGGAGAAUAUUGAUAUUUUGAUAGAGAUUUUAUUGUCAUUUGGAAUAUAUAAAAACUUUUUUACAAAGAAUAAAUCAAUGUAUGUUCUGA